AUGGAAGCAGAGCACUGCCUUAACUAUACUAAUAUUGGAUACGCCUGUGACUGUAUUCUGGAGCUCUUUGACGAGCUAGAAAACAGCGAUCUAAACGCGAAACACACUCUAUCAGCGACAGAAGAAAUAACGCAGCUGGAUGGAGGCUUACCCCGCGAUUGCAACAGACCCCGACUAUCAGAAGUCGCCAUGCGCUUCGACCGAUCCUUCGAUGAAAACGUCCAAUACGGAAAUAGCCAACUCACUGCCGAGAAUUAG
Messenger RNA from Oikopleura dioica, 258 nucleotides. Lineage: Eukaryota; Metazoa; Chordata; Appendicularia; Copelata; Oikopleuridae. The record is from the annotation of a GenBank genome assembly.